Oncorhynchus gorbuscha (pink salmon) is the source of this 3765-nucleotide messenger RNA. Its product is annotated as E3 ubiquitin/ISG15 ligase TRIM25-like. The record is from RefSeq and is a predicted model, not a curated record. NCBI's taxonomy places the organism in Eukaryota, Metazoa, Chordata, Actinopteri, Salmoniformes, Salmonidae. Bases 383 to 2431 code for a protein of 682 amino acids. The transcript has 12 exons. Gene Ontology annotation, molecular function: protein binding; zinc ion binding.
AGUGGAUACAGGAAAUUAGUUUAAAGCGUAUACUAAGUAGAACGUCAUUAUAUACAGUCUACAUUUUUUGUCGUAUUUUUUAAGAGAAACAGGCUGACAGGUAGAAUUUUGUUUCUCCCAGUCUCUGGCCCACACUCCAGUACAGUAGGCGGCGGUAAUGCACCAUAACGUUGGAUGCCAACGAACCCCACCGAAGAAGAUGCCAUAGGAACGGGCCGCAGAACUCAGACAAGUCAGGGGACAUGUGUAGACAAGUACAGUUGUCAGCACACUUUACAGCCUGGUUUCCAUACAAAGGUGAUGUCAUUUCUGCUGUUGUCAGAUUAGUAGUUUAAACAGAAUACUUACAGACAACACAGCAGCAGACAGUUGUAGUUCCAUCAUGGCGGAGCAUAUGUUUUCCCUCAUGAGUCUCGAAGACGAACUGAGCUGUAGCAUCUGCCUCUGUGCUUUCGACUGUCCGGUGACAAUUCCAUGUGGACACAACUUUUGCCAAGCGUGUCUCCUAGAAACAUGGAAAGACAACUACAGCUGUCCACAAUGCCGGACCCACUUCACCACCAAACCAGUGCUGAAGAAGAACACCGUCCUCAGCGCUGUUGUGGAAACGUUCAAAAUGAAGUCGAAUAAAAGCGACCUCCCCAAUGAGAUGGGCGACUUAAUCAAGUGGGAUGCGGUCAAGAUGGAGCCCAAAGAGGUGGUUAUCUUGUGCGACACCUGUAUGGAAGCCAAAGCAUUCAAGACCUGCCUCACCUGUAUGGCGUCAUUCUGCCUUGAGCACGUGAGGCCUCAUCAUGAGAACCCAGUGUUUGGCGCGCAUCAGCUGAACGAGCCUCUGGGCGACUUGUGCGACCGUAUCUGCCCCGACCACCACAAGCUAAUGGAAUUCUAUUGUGUCCAACAUGGCCGCUGUAUCUGUGGUGUCUGUCUGCAGCAGGUGCAUAAAGGAUGUACCUUCUCCAACCCUGAUGAACAACGGGCACUGCAAGAGUCUGAUUUGAGGGGCAAGUUGAGUCUGCUGGAUGGAAAGAUUGACAAGAACCAGACGGUCAUCUCUCAGAUGAGUGACCAGCAGAGCAAGUUGAAGGACUCUGCAGCCAGCAGGAAGAGAGCGCUAGAGGAUGACUACCGCCAAAUCCGGGAGCUGCUGGACCGUGACGAGCGUGAGGCUCUGAACACUGUGGACCGCGAGCAGGAGAGCGGUCAGACCAAACUCCAGAACCUCAUAAAGAAGUUCAACCAGAACAUUGUGAAGCUUAGCGCAGCAAAAGAUGGCGUCAACAGCCUGCUCAGUCGGACUCAGACCGUGGCUUUCCUACAGGCCUCAGUUGACAUGCCGGCAGUGGUGGCCUUUGACCCCUAUACCCCGAAGGUGAACCUGGACUCUAAGGCCUUGGCAGCCUGUCAUGCCUACUCUGCAGUCCUGAGGGAGCAUCUCACACAUGUACUGAAACAGCCUGUAGAGGCCAGACUGCAGAUACUCAAACCAGCUGAGAGGUUUGCUCCUCUGCUGCCAAACUUCUAUGAAAUGGGAGGCAUGCCACCACAAGGUCAUCCGAGAAUGCCUAGAUCCCACAGCCCAGGAGCUCCCCUCAGGGCAAACCAGAAGAAGCCUCCACAAGAUUCAAACCGAGAGAGAAAGUCGGACAAGAAACGAGAUCACAAGGAAUGGAAAGAACAUAAGGCUGACAAGACACAAAUGGUUCAUCGGACUCUGGAAAAUUCACAAAAGCCAGCUAAUGCUCCCAGAGAGUCCGCCACUCCUGUUCCACACACACCAAGGGACCACCCCAGAGGACAAUCAGCAGAACCCAGACCCAGGAACAUGGAGGACCGAGGACAAGCAAGUGUUCCCCCAAGUAUCACGUCUGCAGCGAAACGAAAUGACCUUCUACGAUAUGGCACCGUUCUCACCCUUGACCCCAAAACUGCCCACAAGCGCAUCUCCCUGACAGAGAACAUGACCAUGGCCUCUGUGUCAGACGAGCCCACCCAUUACCCCGAUGGCCCCGCCCGCUUCUCCGUCUGCAGCCAGGUGCUCACUUCCAAGGGCUUCUCCCGCGGCCGUCAUUACUGGGAGGUCAAGAUGAGGAGCAACAACUUCACCGGCAUCGGCCUGGCCUACAACAGCAUCGACCGGAAGGGUCCGGCUAGCCGGCUGGGGCGUAACGCCCAGUCCUGGUGCGUGGAGUGGUUCAACGUCAAGCUGUCGGCCUGGCACGCCAGCAGUGAGACUGUACUGCAGAACCCGAAUCCGAUCUGCGUCGGCGUGCUUUUGGAUUGUGAGGAGGGAACGGCCACUUUCUAUAACGUUCAGGACCGGGCAUACCCUUUCCAUACGUUUGUGUUCCAGUUCGCCGAGGCAGUGUACCCGGCAUUCUGGCUCUUCUCCAGCGGCUCGUCUGUUAGCCUGUGCAAGCUGCAGUCUUAAGAAGUUAACACAACAAACACACACACAUUGUUCUCCCUCGCAAAUAAUUAUAAUGUACAGCAUCUGGGUCAAUAAAUUACUUAAUCAUACUGAUGUUGGAAAUGUACAUUAAAGGUUAUUAUUUGGUUGUAGUCACUGGCUUUAGUAAUAAUGCAGUGUAGGUAAUCCUUUUGGACUUUGGUCUCUUGUAACUACAGCAACCUCCUAAACCUGCAGCAUUUAUUAAUCACUAUCUGAUGAAGACUAAGCACUUCCAUACAGGUAAAGAAACAUUACAAAUGAUUAUACAUGUCUUGAUCAGCCAGUUUUAUCAGAGCUUAUGAUCUCUUGGUAGUACACAGUAAUCACAUGUAAAAUACACAAAAGAACAUGAAUAACAUGUAUGUUAUCUACUGUAUAUGAACAGUACCACACCGUUCAGAAGGCCAUGUACUGGCACACAUGCAAUGCUUUUGCUGGUGUCAGGCAUUCCGCAUUAGGGAAUGUCAUAUUCAAUAACACCACUGGAUAUAGAAGCAAUGAAUAGAGCAGAAAAGCAUCCGCAAUAUGCUUGAUACCCCCACAGGAAAAGUGGGUAUCGUUCACUGUUUUCUUGAUCUAAUACAUUUUCGCUCGUGUUUCACACAGCCUGUAAAGUGAAGGGGGUUUCCGCAUGGUGCAGUGUGCUGAAAGCACUUCCUGACACUGCUACUACAGGCUUGAUAGAACCUAGCCUGGUUGCCAGAUCUGCAUUUGGUUGAGAAUUACAGUGAACAAGGCAGAGGAUUUAGUUGAUCUGGCAACCAGGCUAGAUAGACCCAGCCUGGCCCAUAAGAACAAGCAGAGGUCAUUUAGACCCUGUAAACAGAAGUAUUUCCAAAUCUUGGUUUUGUAAAUAGUGAUGAUUUUAGGGCUGGUGUUUUGCCUGUCCAUGUGACCAGACAAAGGAAAAACUCUGGGUCCAAGUUAUAGCUAAUGUAGUUAUAGCCCAUACCUAGGGCCUUCUCAUGUAGAAGGGUACAUAUGUCUGUUGGUGUUAGUUUGGACAUCUGUGUAUGUGGGUGUCACAUUGUCUGUGAUGUGACUGCAUGCUUCUCAUAAUGUCUGUAUUGUCGAUUAGAUCUUUUCCAUUUAUGGAUAUAUAGCCAUCGCUACGAUCGGAGAGCAAGUUGAGAAGAGCACGUGAUAGAUUAAUUUUACUUUGCAAAGCCCAAUGCCAAAUGGAACAGUUAGUGUAAUUGCCUUCUCCCUCUAUAGAAUUGAUUCUGUUUGUGUAUAAGGGGUUUAAUCUUGUUAAAGACAACUUGAUAAUGUCCCCUCAUGAUGUACUAUUAUAAGCAAUCUGUGCUAAUAUA